Micromonas pusilla CCMP1545 is the source of this 636-nucleotide messenger RNA. RefSeq lists its product as uncharacterized. The annotation marks the transcript as partial. The transcript has 3 exons. The record is from RefSeq and is a predicted model, not a curated record. Gene Ontology annotation, biological process: carbohydrate metabolic process. NCBI's taxonomy places the organism in Eukaryota, Viridiplantae, Chlorophyta, Mamiellophyceae, Mamiellales, Mamiellaceae.
GUGGAGGAGAACGCGAAGGCUGCCAUCGACGCGCGCGGACACUUCGCGCUCGCCGUCCCGGGCGGCUCCGUCGCGAAGGCGCUCGCGGGGUUGAAAGACGCGAAGGGCAUCGACUGGGAGAAGGUGCACGUCUUCUUCGUGAACGAGCGCGUCCCGGACGGGAAGUGCUUCAAGCUCGCGUGCGAGACGUGGGCGUCGGACGUGCCCAUCCCGCCCGAAAACGUCCACGCGUGCGUCCACGGCGGCGCCGUCGCGGAGGAGGCGGCCGCGUACGAGGCGGCGCUCCGCGCGCUCGGGCCCGACGUCGUCCCCAUCGACGAGGUGAACGGUCUCCCGGUGUUAGACCUCGUCCUCCUCGGCAUGGGCGCGGACGGACACGUCGGGAGCAUCUACCCGGGGUCGGACGCGUUAGCGGACGAAUCCGGCGCCGCGAUCCUCGGCGUGGACAUGCCGACGAAGAGAAGCGUGACGAUGUCUAUGGGGUUGAUCAACACCGCGGAGAGGGUCGUCGUCGCCGCGAGCGGCGUCGGGAAGGCGGAGACGGUGCGGAGGGCGCUGGAGGAGGACGACGAGAUGCUGCCCGUGAGCUCCGUGGACGCGUUUUCGACCAUCUGGUUCUUGGACCUCGGCGCCGCG